GUGUGCCGCACAAAUCCCCAGCUAUGCCCCGGACUGUAUGCUAAGUGAGCCGGCUUGUCUAUGAGCAGACUGGGAUAGAACGAGUGACAUCCCUGCAGACUGCAACAAAAACUCCUCCUGACUUCUGCACAAAAACUUUUCUCGACCUUUUCCCGACUUUUUUGCACAACUGUUCCCGACACCACAUCUGCCAGCCAGGAUGAGCUGUGUGCGCUGCCUGCUGCCCUGCCUGGUAGCCCUUCUCUGUGCCCGGAUUGCCCUGUCUGCUGUGGCCAUGGAAGAGGAGCUGGUGGCCCCUGUCAGGCUGGAAGGGGCCCCUGAGGAUGGGAAGGUGCUCUACCGCCUGGAUGUCUUUGGACAAGCCUUGACCUUGGAGCUGGAGGCAGAUCCCAGCUUUCUUGCUAAGGACUUUAGCUUGCAGUUCGUCGGGCGACCCAACAACCCCACCGGGGAAGAGACCGAGGAGGUGACCGGCAACCUGGCCGAUUGCUUCUACUCCGGGACCGUCAAUGGGGAACCGGCGAGCAGCGCUGCGCUGAGUCUGUGCUCCGGGAUCCGAGGAGCCUUCUAUUACCGGGGGGAAGAGUACUUCAUCCAACCCAGCAACCACACCAUCACCCCGGCUUCACCCAAGUCUGACACCCCCCUACUCCUUCACCUGGUCAGCAAGAGGAGCCGUGCCAAGGCUAAGUGUGGGGUGACUGAUGGUACCCCCCAACAGCUGGACUCUGAGGAACCCCCCAAGAUCCGCACCCCUCCAGGAUUGGGAAACACACGGAAAAAGAGAUUUGUCUCCAGCCCACGCUAUGUUGAAACCAUGCUGGUAGCCGACCAAUCUAUGGCUGAAUUUCAUGGGAGCAAUUUAAAGCACUACCUCCUCACGUUGAUGUCAGUGGCUGCAAAGCUUUACAAGCAUCCCAGCAUCCGAAACUCCAUCAGCAUAGUGGUAGUGAAGAUCCUGGUCAUCUACGACGAACAGAAAGGACCUGAGGUCACAACCAAUGCCGCCAUGACUUUGAGGAACUUCUGCAGCUGGCAGAAGCAACAUAACCCACCCAGCGAUCGGCAUGCUGAACAUUACGAUACAGCCAUUCUGUUUACGAGACAAGACCUUUGCGGAGCUCAAACAUGUGAUACCCUCGGCAUGGCUGACGUUGGAACAGUUUGCGAUCCCAGCCGCAGUUGCUCCAUCAUUGAAGAUGACGGCUUGCAAGCAGCUUUUACAACGGCCCAUGAACUAGGUCAUGUAUUUAAUAUGCCACAUGAUGAUGCAAAGCACUGCUCCAGCUACAAUGCCGAUAAUAAAGGUUCACAUAUGAUGGCUUCAAUGCUCUCCAAUCUGGAUAGACAGGAACCAUGGUCUCUAUGUAGUGCAUACAUGAUCACAUCUUUUUUGGACAACGGUCAUGGAGAGUGCUUAUUGGACAAGCCAAGCCGACCCAUCCAGCUCCCAUCAGAUCUCCCUGGAACAUUGUAUGAUGCCAAUAAGCAGUGCCAAUUUACAUUUGGAGAAGACUCCAGACAUUGUCCAGAUGCCGCCAGCACGUGUACGACCUUGUGGUGCACCGGAGUCUCCGGAGGGCUGCUCGUGUGCCAAACUAAACACUUCCCCUGGGCUGAUGGGACCAGUUGUGGAGAAGGGAAAUGGUGUCUUAAUGGGAAGUGCAUUCAGCAGAUGGACAAGAAGCAUUAUGAGACUCCAGUACAUGGAGGUUGGGGAGCAUGGGGCUCAUGGGGAGAUUGCUCCAGAACUUGUGGUGGCGGAGUCCAGUAUUCGGUGCGAGAAUGUAACAAUCCAGUGCCAAAAGAUGGAGGCAAAUACUGCGAGGGGAAAAGAGUUCAGUACCGCUCAUGCAAUACUGAUGAAUGCCCUGAAAAUAAUGGCAAGACAUUCCGCGAAGAACAAUGUGAAGCCCAUAAUGACAUCUCCAAGUCUGCCAUUGGAAAUGGACCUGCUGUUGAAUGGACGCCUAAGUUUGCCGGUGUUCGUCCAAAAGACCGCUGCAAGCUAAUGUGUCGAGCAAAGGGCACUGGAUUCUUCUUCGUACUGAACCCCAGGGUUGCUGAUGGUACUCCAUGUAGCCCCGACUCCACCUCUAUCUGCAUCCAGGGUCAGUGCAUCAAGGCUGGUUGUGACAGAAUUAUUGGGUCCAGCAAGAAGUUUGACAAGUGUGGCAUGUGCGGAGGAAAUGGAUCCACCUGCAAGAAAGUCUCUGCAACCUUCACCAAAGCACGACAGGGGUACCACGACGUUGUUACAAUUCCUGCGGGAGCAACAAACAUUGAGAUCAAACAACGUAACAACAGGGGAUCUAUGCAUGACGGCAGCUUUUUGGCAAUUAAGGCUGCCGAUGGAACUUACAUCCUUAAUGGAGAUUAUACACUGUCCACACUGGAGCUAGACAUCUCUUACAAUGGCAACUUCUUGACCUACAGCGGUUCCACGGCAUCCUUAGAAAGAAUCCGAAGCUACAAGCCUUUGAAAGAACCGAUUACUAUACAGGUCCUCACGGUGGGAGAAUCUCAACGCCUGAAAAUCAAGUACAUUUAUUUUGUCAAGAAAGCAGCUCAACCAGAAAAGACCUUGCAUAAAAAGAAAGAGUCCUUUAACGCCAUUAAAGAAACCAUUCUCUCUGAAUGGGUCAUUAAGGAGUGGGGUGAAUGCUCAAAGACUUGUGGAUUAGGCUGGCAGAGAAGAUCAGUCGAGUGCAAAGACUUGAGGGGUCAGCCUUCAAAAGACUGCACUAACGAACUAAAGCCGGAUGAUGUUAGGCCAUGUGCGGACAUCCCUUGCCCCCAGUGGCAAUUGGGAGAGUGGUCUUCAUGUUCUAAGACCUGCGGAAAGGGCUUUAGAAAGAGACUUUUAAAAUGUGUCUCUUAUGAAGGUAGCAACUUGCCUCAGGACAACUGCGAUGCUUCAAAGAAGCCUAAACAUUUAAUAGACUUUUGUACUCUUUCCAACUGCAGUUAAACAGCACUCAGAACAUUACUAGGGUCUAUCAAACAAAACUGAACAUGCUGAAAGCAGAAGGGUCAGGUAGAACGUGUUUGGUCAAUGUGCAUAGGGUGAGAGGAUGGAAAGUUUAUUGAGAAGGAACAGUGCACAUAAAUGCCUGUUGGAUUGGACCAUCAGGUUGAGCAGCACAUGUAGGUUUGUAUGAAGGGCAAAUUAGUGUCACUAAACCCUUCAUCACUAGGACCCCGAGGCAUUGUCUGUUUUUCAAACCUUAGCGUCUGUUACAAGUUAGAUGAAGCUAACUGGCAGCCAUGUUGGCUUUUGACACAGGUCUGGACAAGCUCCUGGAGCCAAAUAACCUAUGAGCCUAAAAUAACUUCUUUAUUUUUGGAGUGGUCUGUUUUGUGGCUCUUAGAUUGGACUGACUGGCUCCUGAAGUUUUACAUUUAUUCAUCUAAUCCUGUAGCUGACAAAGCCUGGGCUUCUCACAGACUGUAAGCCAGUCAAGCAUUGCAUUUUUCUUUAGGGGUAUUCCGAUCUGUUCUUGAAUAUUGUCCAUAGUGGGGUUAACCUACCUCAGUCAAGAAGGGUAAAAUCAGGAGCUCAAAAGGAUCUUUAGUAAAAUAACAAUGGCUGCUAUGGUGUCACAGUAUAUAUAUAUAUUUUUUAUAAAGAAAUAAAGCCAUAUUCUUAUUCAUAUGGGAUGUGCAGAUUAGUUGGACCAAUACAAAUGUGCUAUAUUGCAGCCUGCUAAUAUAGUAUAGAAAUA
Molecule: messenger RNA, 3725 nt
Organism: Rana temporaria (common frog)
Lineage: Eukaryota; Metazoa; Chordata; Amphibia; Anura; Ranidae
Gene: ADAMTS1
Product: ADAM metallopeptidase with thrombospondin type 1 motif 1
Exons: 9
Coding region: 200-2971 (923 amino acids)
Biological process (GO): proteolysis; extracellular matrix organization
Cellular component (GO): extracellular matrix
Molecular function (GO): zinc ion binding; metalloendopeptidase activity
Source: RefSeq, a predicted model, not a curated record